Porites lobata is the source of this 9111-nucleotide messenger RNA. The record is from the annotation of a GenBank genome assembly. Lineage: Eukaryota; Metazoa; Cnidaria; Anthozoa; Scleractinia; Poritidae.
CUUUACGAAUCUAUUUUAGAAAACGAAGAACCAUGGAGACAAGCCCAAGGGGGAAAUGAAAACCCAGCAACAAGUCAAGGCGCCUGUGGGACUUCUGCAAAUGCAAACCGAGGUAACUAAUGUAAUGUAGCUGUCACAAAAAUGUUAUAUAAAAGGACGAGUCUGGCACCAAGCAGUGUGGAUUGUUGUUAUCGUUCACGAAACUGGAUUAUAAACACGUUGAAAGGGUGUAACUAGAAUUUGUUAUUUGCUUAGGAAUCUUCUUUAUUAGAGGUUAUCGCAUCUCAGAGCUGCACCCGCAAGACUUAUAAAAACGUAAAGCUUUAACCUUGGAGCGAAUGACAUGCCGAGAAAACCGAAGCCACCCAUUAAAAUGACAAACACAGUGAAUAGUGUUGCUGUAAUUUUUUAAUAUAAACAACAAGUUUGAUGACGUAUGCCAACCAUUUGUCAUCACAUACCAACGAACGACGUUACGGUUCGACAAGAAUUUCAUACAAAUACCAAUGCAGAACUCGUGUUUCUAUUGCUGGGUUAGUGAUAUGCAAAGUACACUCAAAAGGAGCAGAACAUAAUGGGUAUCUCCAACUCAGGCACUUAAGUGAGUUCCAAAUCCCGUCUUAUGAUUCUUCCCGUUUUCUUUAGUGUUUAGUUUUAAUGUGUAUUGAGUCUCUUCUCCAUUUUUUUAAACAAGGUAACAAAGGACGCGGGCGAGGAGCACCGUUGGGCCGUGGAAAAGAACAGGUGACGUCAUCAAAAGGAAGAGGAAAUUCAGGUGCGAGAGAAUGUAAACUACCCGUUUUUUCCUAAAGGUUGAUGACGUAUGCCAACCAUUUGUCAUCAUAUACCAACGAACGACGUUACGGUUCGACAAGAAUUUCAUACAAAUACCAAUGCAGAACUCGUGUUUCCAUUGCUGGGUUAGUGAUAUGCAAAGUACACUCAAAAGGAGCAGAACAUAACGGGUAUCUCCAACUCAGGCACUUAAAUGAGUUCCAAAUCCCGUCUUAUGAUUCUUCCCAUUUUCUUUAGUGUUUAGUUUUAAUGUGCAUUGAGUCUCUUCUCCAUUUUUCUAAACAAGGUAACAAAGGACGCGGGCGAGGAGCACCGUUGGGCCGUGGAAAAGAACAGGUGACGUCAUCAAAAGGAAGAGGAAAUUAUUCAGGUGCGAGAGAAUGUAAACUACCCGUUUUUUCCUAAAGCAACCUCCUCAUACGACUUUUUGUUUCUUUUACUAAUUUUACACACCGGAAUUAUCGAAGAACGAAGUAUGCCACCUUAAAAACAGUGAAGCCAAAGGAUUAAUUUCCAAUGUCCAAGAAGUCCAUUAAAUCUCCAAAAGUCAGUUUUUAGAGGCAAGAGUCUCUGGACUUAACUCUGAAUAGAGCGUUUAACGUCAAACGUAAACAGCAGUAACCUUCAACAGGAAAACACUUGCAUUUGUUAACUUGACUGCGCAUUCCUUUAAUGCACUUAGUUAAUACCUCCGUCCAGUCUGACAGGCCAGGACCUAGCAAACGGGUUUGUGCACGCCUCUUCGAUUCCUGGCAGAAGGUUGAGUACACUUUGCUGGUGAGUCACUUAAGAAAUAAAUGCUUUCUUCAUUCAAACGCAGAUAAAACAAACCAAGCCCAAAGACCUGGAAAGUCAGGCCCAGGGAACAAAAAUCCUGGCUCAUCGGCACAACAGAAUAGACGGCCCUCUGCAAGUGGAGUGUUCCCAGGGAAAAACGUCUUCUUCGACCCCAAAGCUUUAAAAUCGAAGGAUAGUAAAGAGAUAGUCCACACACUUAACGAGGGACUACCUCGUUUAAAGUUCCUUCUUCGAUCACAGGACCAGCAGCACAACAACGACGCAUUCAUCUGUGAUCUUACUUCUACUUUAGGAAAGGCCUGCAAUGUUCCACCAGGUGAAACUAUUAACAAGAUUCUAGCCACACUUAAAGGCUCGGCUUUCUUCAAUUUAAAAAUUCCCAGUUUACUUGAUCGCCUUCAAGAGUCAAAGGCCUUAAAUGACCAAUUAUCUCAACAAAGGUUCAUUGAGCAUCUCAUUGAAAUCUUCAUGAAGUACCUGACACAUUUGCCUAGUUCAUAUGCCGACCUACCUUACACUCAGUUGAAAGCAGCCUUAGAUCAGUCAAGUGUUCAAAACAAAGAAGAGCUGCAGACAAGGUUAGAUGAAUUUAAGCAGGUCAGAAAUGACGUCAUCAGAGGAGAAAGACAGAGGCAUGGGAAACGCUUUGUUAACAGGGCAGGGGAAAAGCCACCAAACGAUUUUAGAGACAUGCCAAUUUGUCCCGAGACCAAAGAAAUCACAACUCAAGAACGACCAUUCUUACGUAAAAACAUUUCAAAGGGUAGGUACGACAACGCCGAACACUACCUUGACGUUCAGUUUCGGCUGCUUCGAGAAGACUUUCUUGAGCCGCUAAGGGAAGGUAUUCGUGAAAUUGUCCUCAAUAUACCAAGACAUCAACGCAAACAAUUGAUGAAAAACUACCGUAGCGUAAAAAUUGUAGGCAAGGAGUUCACGUGGUCUGGGAUAACUCAUCAAGUCCAAAUCGAUGUUUCUGGCUUAGAUACCAGCAGAUGGGCACAUUCCAAAAGACUCUUAUAUGGUUCAUUUCUCUGUCUCUCAAAAGACAACUUUAAAACAAUGCUUUUCGCGACAGUUUGUGAUCGCGAUCCAAUGAAAGUAAAGAAAGGGCGAAUUGACGUCCGAUUUAUCGAAAAUCAAGACGUUUUUGGGAUCGAGAGACGCCAUUGCGUUUACCAAAUGGUGGAGUCCCCCGCCUAUUUCGAAGCCUACCGGUACGUUCUUAAAGGGUUACAGGAAUUAGACGAAACAACCUUGCCAUUUAAAAAGUAUCUGGUCGAGUGCAGUGGAGAAGUUGACCCACCAGAAUAUCUAAGGCGCGAUGAGAGUGAAGAGCCAGUUUAUUAUGACCUUGGCGAGGCUCUUCAUAUGCUGCAUUUAUCGAACACCACAUCAACUGUACCUGUUCUGAAGCCUGAAGCUUGGCCCUCCGUUGAAGGGCUUCCUCUCAACAAAUCGCAACUCGAAGCGUUAAAGACAGCAAUUACAACCGAAUUUUCUGUUAUCCAGGGUCCACCAGGGACAGGAAAAACUUACGUUGGUGCCAAAAUUGUGCGUUGCUUGCUCGAUAACCGACGUGCUUGGGAUCCUGGUCUGGCCUCUCCGAUGCUGAUGGUUUGUUACACAAACCAUGCGCUUGAUCAGUUCUUGGAAAAGGUGUUAGAAUUUUUACCUAGCCGAAAAAUAAUUCGUGUCGGAGGAAGAUGCAAGAGCGAUAAACUUGAGAACUGCAACCUGAAAAAGUUUACUUACAGGUACAAGCUGCGCGGAAAACGUGAUGAAGUGGACGAGAAGUUGCUGCAAAAUGACAAAGAAAUGAAAAUGUCCAAGCAACAGCUUGCAAAGGCAGACCACCAACUUUUAGAGUUCGAGGACGUGGAACAACUAAUCAGUCCAGCACAUUUACAGCAGCUGUGUAAUGCUAAAUUUCCAUUCAAGGUGGCUAACGAGAGUCGCACUCCGAGCAACACUUUUAAAUUGUGGUUAUGCAACAACAAAGAGAUGGCUUGCAAUCAAACGACAAAGGCACCAACCCUUGAAAAACGUGUUGAAAAUGAAGAAAACGAAUUGUCUUAUGACGCAACGAUGUUCACAGAAGCACAAGAUGAAAGUGAAAGAUUCCUUGGAGAACCUUUAGCAGCGGCUAAUGUAUCAAAUGACGCAGCUAAACCCGAUCUUCAGCAGAAGACGACCAAACCAGAACCUUUAGAACCUUUAGCAGCAGGUAAUCUCAAAAAUGACGUAGCUAAACCCGACCUUCAGCAGAUGAACACCGCAGAUCAAAGAAAGUUAACUAGAAACUUGAAUGGGAGUGGCUUACCAAGUGAUUUGUCAGACGAACAAAAAAGUACCUUCCUGAGGGAACAGAUGGAAUUCAGCGCCUUGAAAGACGUUUCUCAGUUAAACCACCGUAGUUUGGAACAUACGGCGUCAAUAGAAGGUGCUGAUUUCAGUCAAGGGACUGAAAACACAGAAGAAGAAGGCAAACCUAGUGAUGCAAAUGUUGAUGAAAAGCGAGAGGCGGAUGAAGAGACUAUUACAAUAGAGAGGGAAGCGGAUUUGAUACAGCAACAAAGAUGGAUACAAGGGGAUGAAGACCUUCUACUACCUAUAUCAAAGGAAACAGGUGACUUAAAAAGUGAAGAAAAAAAUAAAGGUGGGACAAAUGAAGAAAAUGACAAUGACGAAUGGAUACUUGUCACGCAUAAGAAAAAAGGCCAGUCACAUUUCUGGAUGGCAUACGACGAGGAAAAUUCUAAAGAGGACGGCAGAUUAAAUGAUGAGGAGACGGGAGGAACAAUGUCUUCAAAGAAAAAGAAGAAAAAAAAGAAGAAAAACAAGAAAAAAGUCCAAAUCACUGAGGACAUUCACUCUAUACAAGGAGACCUAAACAAAACAGAAAUGAUGUCUACCGAGGAAGUGAUGGGCGUUCAAAACAUCUGGAAUAUGUCACAAUCAGAUCGUCUUCGACUGUACCUCUUCUGGAUUGAAAACUACCGUGAACACUAUAGGGUAGAAAUUCACCAUGCUGAACGGGCAUAUGAACAGCUUUGCGAAGAACUAAAGGAAGUCCAAUUUGAGGAAGAAGAACAAGUCAUCCGUCAGGCGACCGUUGUUGGAAUGACAACCAGUGGGGCGGCGAGAUAUCACUCAGUUCUUCAAAGGAUAGCUCCUAAAAUCGUCGUUAUCGAAGAAGCUGCCGAGGUGAUGGAAGCCCACAUCAUCACUUCUCUUUCGCACAACACCAAACACACAAUUCUUAUCGGAGAUCACAAACAACUCCGCCCCAAAGCGACUGUUUACGAAUUAGCCCAGAAGUACAACCUGGAGGUCUCACUCUUUGAGCGAAUGGUAUUGAACAGCAUGGAUUGUAAACGCUUAUCUAUACAACAUCGCAUGCGUCCUGAGAUUGCGACACUUACAAAAAGAAUCUAUGAUCAUGAAAUUGUAGAUCACGAUUCCGUUUGCAAUUUCCCGCCAAUAUCUGGCCUUUGCCACAAUCUCUUCUUCAUUGAUCACUGCCAACCCGAAAAACUAAUAGGAGGCUUACAAAGUUACUCUAACCAUCACGAGGCUGAAUUCUUAGUGGCCCUUUGCGAAUAUCUUCUACUCCAAGGAUACGAACGAAAGCAGAUCACAAUUCUAACCAUGUAUACAGGUCAGUUGCUGCUUCUUCAAGAGAAAAUGCCUCGACGAGCUUUCGAAGGAGUUAAAGUGUGUGCAGUUGACAACUUUCAAGGUGAGGAAAACGACAUCAUUCUUUUGUCGUUAGUAAGAAGCAACUCAGAGGGUCGCAUCGGCUUUUUAGGUGAAUCCAACAGAAUCUGUGUCGCGUUGUCGCGUGCCCGCCAAGGCUUUUACUGCAUUGGAAACUUCAAUCUACUGAAAAGUCAUUGCAAGCUGUGGAAAGAGAUCUGUGCUGACUUAAACACAAAAGAAGCCAUUGGUGACAAUCUACAGCUGAUUUGCAAGAGACACAAAAAUGUAACGAAUGUAAGGUGUGCACGAGAGUUAAAACAGUGCGAACUUGGAGGAUGUACAAUGCCAUGUGCAGAUCGCUUAGAAUGUGGCCAUGCGUGCGACAAGCUAUGUCACGUCUCGGACGUUUACCACGCAUUGGGCCGUUGCAUAAAAAUGUGCUUCAAUUCGUGUUCCAGUGGUCACAAAUGUCAUAACAAGUGUCAUUAUCCAAGAGAGUGUCCCAAGUGCUCCGUUCUUGUGCGAAAGACACCUGCCUGUGGUCACGAACAAUCCUUAAGGUGCAGCAUUGACCCAGAUGACGUCUCGUCCGGAUUCCAAUGCGAGAGGAAGGUCAUAAAAAUUCUCCCGUGCGGACACAACAAUCUUAUGAAAUGUUUCAAAGACCCCAUCAUUUACAGCGACUGCACCAGCAGCUGCACGAAAGUUUUGGACUGCGGCCACACUUGCUCUGAAAGAUGUACGCAGAAAUGCCAGUGUGGCACCAAGAUAGAAAUUCAAUUGCCAUGUAACCACAGGAAACAAGUGUUGUGCCGAGAAAAAAACAAUUCAAUCGAUUGUAACGAAAAGUGCGAACGAACUUUGAAUUGUGGGCAUGCAUGCCCUGGAAUCUGCCAUGAAGAAUGUGCAACGAAGCUAUGCAAGAUCUUAGUUUUGAAAGACCUUCCAUGUGGACACCGACAAAUUGUUCGUUGCUCCCGAGAUCCCCAAACCGUAUUUUGUUCUUCUGCAUGUCAACGACUUCUGAAUUGUGGUCACAAGUGCCCUUCGCUCUGUGGCAGUUUGUGUCAGGAAAUUCGGUGUAAAGAGUUGUGUCAAAAGAGGUGCCAAAGAGACCACCCCUGUCAAAAGCAAUGCCACUACGGUUCACCGUGCGGUGAGUGCACGGUGCCAGUAAAUGCAAUAAUUGCCACAUGUGGUCACAUGGUUAAAGUGUCCUGUUUCAUUAACCAAGCUACACUGAUAUGCAAACAGCCAUGUGAAAGAUUGAGAAGCUGUGGCCAUUCCUGCAACGAAAUAUGCGGAAAAGACUGUGAAACUCGACCAUGUCAGAUACCUGUAAUCAGAACGUUAUCAUGUAGGCAUGUUGUGGCUCUUGCUUGUCACAAAAGUACUGAAACGUUCAUUUGCAAAGCUGAAGUUGAUGUCCUUUUGCCAUGUGGACAUAAAACCUCGUUAGAAUGUCAUGUCGCAAAAGCAGGGUUAAAUGAUGUCUUAUGUAUGGAAAAAGUAGAAAAAGAAUUGCGUUGCGGCCAUAAAGCCACCCUUCCAUGCUACACAAGCGCCGCCGAGUACCGCUGCCAAAAAAAGGUGGAAAUCACACUCUCUUGCGGACAUAAGAAGCUUACAACAUGCUCUGGAAUGGAAGAACAAUUUCAGAGUGGAAGAUGUAACACAAAGGUGAAGAGACGACUACCUUGUGGUCAUGAAAAGGAGAUGCACUGUUCCGAUAAAGCAGAAAAAAUAUUUUGCAGUGCACCGUGUGAACGCAUUCUUCCAUGCAAACACCCUUGCGGAAACAGAUGUGGUGAUGACUGUGCAAGCUUCAGAUGUGCUGUCGGGGUUAAAAAGGCUUUGCCUUGUGGACACCAUGAUGUCGAUUGCCUUUGUUCAGAAGACGUUUCCCAACGUGUUUGUUUUAAUCCGUGCACUCGGAGUUUGUCUUGUGGCCACCAGUGUCCUGGAAAAUGCUAUGAGAGAUGCAGUCAAUACAAGUGCCAAACGUUGGUUGUAAAGAAAUUACCUUGUGCAGGAAACCACUCUUUGAAAAUGUUUUGUAAAGACGACCCAAAUAUCGUGGCAUGUCAAGCGCGUUGUGAUCGCACACUAGACUGUGGUCAUCCAUGCCCUGGAGUUUGUAGUCAAGCCUGUGGAGCAAUCAUGUGUAGACGUAAGGUGGUGAAGGAGUAUGGUUGUGGGCAUAAACAACAAGUACCUUGCUUUGAAAGCAAAACUGCUAUCUGCAAAGCACCUUGUCCACGUCGAGAAGGAUGCAUUCACAAGUGUAAGGGGCUCUGCGGGGUGCCCUGUUCCAAAUAUCCGUGCCAAGUUCCUUUGGUUAAGACUUUGCGGUGUGGUCACAAGGUUAAGAUGCCUUGUAGCUUCUCUGUUGAUGAUAUACAAUGUCCUGCUUCUUGUCAAGCUCAGCUGCCGUGCGGUCACGAAUGUUCCGGAACUUGUGGCGAGUGCAAGCAAAGAGGAUCACAUGAAAUAUGCCAAAAUCCGUGUAACAGAGUUCUCGUGUGUUCACACCGUUGUCAAGCAACUUGCGGCAGGCCAUGUCCACCUUGUGUUAGAAAAUGCAGUCGACGUUGCCCUCACGGUAAAUGCCCCAAACAGUGUUUACAACCAUGCAGACAAUGCAUAAAACCGUGUACUUGGAUUUGCCCCCAUUACCAGUGCAAUAAUCCAUGCGGAGAGGAAUGCGAUCGCCCUCGAUGUGAUGCACCUUGCCCCAAGAAGCUUCCUUGUCGCCACCCUUGCAUUGGUCUGUGUGGAGAAAACUGUCCCACUCUGUGCGCUAUUUGCCACUCUAAAAAGCUCUCGUCCAUGAUUGGUCAAGGAAAUUUUAAAGCAACAGAAGCUACAAGAUAUCUGCAGCUUUUAGAUUGUGGCCAUAUUGUAAAUGUUCAAGAGAUGGACGAAUGGAUGCUGCAAGAUAUGGCAGGUGAUGUCAAUCAAAUUCAGUGUCCUAGAUGCUCUAUUCCGAUUACCUUCAGUUAUCGGUAUGGAAAUAUCGUGAAGAGGACCCUGAGAAACGUGGAAAAUGUUAAGAAUCAAAUACGUGAAAUUGGAAAUGAAACCACCAGGUUUACCAGAGAGCUUCUUAAAAAAUUGCGUCAUCCCCCAAAAGGAAUUCUGACUGUAGCUGGCAAACUGUCAGGACGUCUAGGCUCAACGGGGUUGUAUAACGUACAAAUGCACCACAUUCCCUUUGUUUUUACUCUGAGAAACAGCCUUCUUAUCAUCCAUCAAAUUGAGAGGGCGUAUCUCAUUUUACAAGCAGUUGAAAAAUGUCAAGAUCAGCUGCAGGUAACAGAUCACUCAAGAACCAUCAAAGAUGCUUUAGAAAAGAUCUCAGAUUACCUAACGACCCCUCAGUUUGAUUUGGCAACGUUGAGCCAAUUGUAUGAACAUACAAGAACGUUUACCCUUUUUUCGUCGAUUUUAGAAGCUCAAUGCCAAGUAAUCACUUACCGCGGAUCUUUUUCCAGCAUUGGGGUAUCACGUUUAAAAAGUGCUCAAGAAAGGUUCGAAUUAUUUAUGCAAGGGAACAGUGAAGUCCUACAAAACGAAUGGCUGGAAAAAAUUGCAGCGUCUUUGAGGAACGAAGUCCACCUUCCACCCCCUCCAACCGAUGAACCCAAAGAAUUUAAGAACUUCCCAGGCUAUAACACCAGGGUGUGGAAAUUGUGCAAACAACACGGUCAAGUGUAUCUCACCACAUCAUUCAUGCGCGAAGGAGAGGAUGUGAUGGAGAUAAGUGGUUGCAGACAAUGCGAUGGAAUGGAUGACAGUGGAGGAAACACUGGAUAG